ACACACACACACACACUCGCAUCCCUCUCUCCCUCUCUGUCUGCCUCCACACCUCUCCUUCUUUUUCUCCCUCUCUCUUUUUUUUGACCCUCUCCAUCCUUGCUCUUGUUUGCGUGUCUGCUCAAGUCGAAAUGUUUUAAAAGAGAAAAAUCAGACCCUUCUGCACCCACUCAGGACCCGCUCUCUUUUCCAUCUUCUCCUCCAUUCCUUUCCAUCUCUCUCUCUCUCUCUCUCUCUCUCUCUCUCUCUCUCUCUCUCCUCCUACCUGACAAGAACCACCGCUCGGACACUUAAGAAGAAGAAGAGGAGGAAGAAGAAGAAGUUCGGAGCACGUGACAAAGAGCCGGAACUCCCGUUUAUUUAUUAAUUAUUUACGCUCUUAUUUAUUUAUUUAUUUAUCAAGCAAUCAAUCACACUAUUUAUUUACAAACCUAUUUAUAAGUCAACUCCAAGGAUCUACACAAACAUGAAAUUGCUGCUUGACUCCUCCUCCUCGCUGCUCCUCUCCGUCCUAUUGGCUCAGCUGCCGCUGUUUACCUCGGCGCUGCCCGCCCACGCGCGACGUCCCCACGCCGACUUCGACAAACUGACCAACCAGACGAGGCACCUGCAAAAGCUGACCCACGACCUGAUCGCCUUUCUAUCCGGCGAUCCGGUGAACGACCACCCCAUGUUCAAGUCUCUUCCAGCCAUCAACAUCAGAGCUAAUGACCUCAGCUCACUGGAGUUGAAGCCUACACUCUCUCAGCUCCAUGCUGACUUUAAAACCUUUGAGCACCAUUUCCAGUGGCUGAACAAGGUGACACAGAAGCACCAUCACUCCUCAGCACCGAAGCUAGGCGAAAUGAUCUCGCACAUCAACAGUCUCAUCGGCCUGCUACAGCGCCAGAUGCUGCAAGUGGAUGCCCCUCGGAUCGCCGUGUCUCCUCCCUCCCUCCCUCCUCAUCCCUCCUCUCAGUGGGAAAUAAAUCAAUCCUCGAAGGCGCUCCUCCAGAGGUUCAGGCUUUUUUGCGAUUGGGCGGCACGUGCUUUCCUCAGCCUCAAGUCCAAAACGCAGGCAUAAGAGUUGGCGUAGAGGCGCUGCAGCCGAUCGACACCUACUGUUUCCACAGUACGUCCUCUCCGGCCAUUCCUCUGUUCCGUAUAUGAACUAGCAGCCUGGUGCAUAUGUGAGCAGAUCAAAUGGCAAUGUUGUCAUCACUGAUCUGUAGUCAUUGGCACAUUGAAGCAUUGAACAUGAGUGUAAAAACUCCACUCGUCCGCCACAGCCGUGAGUGUUUGGACUACAGCGACACGUCACAACAGCCUGCUUCUGUGCUUCUGAUCAUUCAAUCAUAAUUUUACAUUUCUAGUUUUCAAUUUUUUUUACGUUCUUUUCGUGCUUUUCAUUUAAAAAAAUAAUAAUAAUAAUAACUCAACCUAUUCAUUAUUUAUGUAUUUAUUUAUUUAUUGAGCAGUUAGUUAUUUAUUUGUUGUCAUUAUUUAUUUGAUUCUUUGAGCAAAAAAACACACACGCACCGUCAUUUUCUUUACCAUUUAUGUUUAGGUUUAUAAGGAAAUUGUACUGUUGUCCCUCUGCCUUUCUUUCUUAUAUUAUUGUCCCGAUAUGCCUGCUAUUUAACAUAUUUUUUCAUUCUCAUGUCUCUUACUUUCGGCGUCUCUCUAAUUUUUUUUAUUUCGUAAUGUGUUCACAGUUGUUCCCUAGAUUGUUUUGCCACUAUAUGUAGCAAUAUUGCUGGGUUUGUAAAGUGUCUGUUAGAUGUAAGAUGAUAAAUUAUCAAAUGGGGAGGGGAAAAAAGUGUCACAAAGCACUGACCUACACCAUUACUGCCUUUUAUCUCAUUUGUAAGUCUCCUUCUUUGCACAGUAUGUUUGUGUUUGUGUUUUGAAUCCUCCGAUUCAGAAAAUGGGCUUUGACGGCUAACCUGUCCUUAAGCAAUGUUAAAAGAAAGGGGAAAAAAAGAAACGACCCAAGCCUUAAAAUACUAUGUAUUGUGAUAUCGUGAUUAUUUGGUAAUGUACAGGUGUACAUACAUCAUCCUGAAUGUAAAUUGUUAUGUACAGUGCAAAUGUGUAUUAUAUUAUAGUUUUCUAUGAUAUAAAGCCCCUUGCUCUGGCAGUUGUAUCGCAAUAUCAAAAUUAUUCUGUUAAUGAUUAUUAAUUUUUUUUUUUUUUUUUUAGUAUUUUGGUAUACUAUUUAUUAUGAUUUCAUGUUAUUUAUUUUCACUGAAGAGAAGCAAGCCUUCUGUCUUUUUUUUUUUAUACUUUUUAUACUACUUAUAACCAGACUUUAUCAUUGCUAUUGAAAUGUUCAACUGCAUUUUCUCACAUGCUGUAAGUGACAUUGCUGGUUGACAGGAAAGUGUCAAAGGUGUGUCAGAUACA
This is a messenger RNA of Silurus meridionalis, 2385 nucleotides long. It is a transcript of the gene il11a, whose product is annotated as interleukin 11a. Gene Ontology annotation, cellular component: cytoplasm. The record is from RefSeq and is a predicted model, not a curated record. Gene Ontology annotation, molecular function: cytokine activity; growth factor activity. Lineage: Eukaryota; Metazoa; Chordata; Actinopteri; Siluriformes; Siluridae. The transcript has 5 exons. Bases 467 to 1063 code for a protein of 198 amino acids. Gene Ontology annotation, biological process: positive regulation of MAPK cascade; positive regulation of cell population proliferation.